This is a messenger RNA of Phlebotomus argentipes, 1589 nucleotides long. Its product is annotated as probable cytochrome P450 6g2. Gene Ontology annotation, molecular function: iron ion binding; oxidoreductase activity, acting on paired donors, with incorporation or reduction of molecular oxygen; monooxygenase activity. The record is from RefSeq and is a predicted model, not a curated record. Gene Ontology annotation, biological process: response to DDT; insecticide catabolic process. Bases 20 to 1540 code for a protein of 506 amino acids. The transcript has 2 exons. NCBI's taxonomy places the organism in Eukaryota, Metazoa, Arthropoda, Insecta, Diptera, Psychodidae.
GUAUGUGAAAAGUGAUAAGAUGAGUGCGUUUGAAGUGAUUCUGUGGACAAGUAUCGUUCUGCUGUACCUUUGGAAAGGUCUAAAGCAGUACUUGCAGUACUUUUGGCUGUCCAAAAGAGUCUCUUAUAUCGCCGGAUCGCCGAUGGUUGGUGCACUUAAGGAUGUUCUGUUGAACCGAACUAGCUUUCCACAAAUGUUUGUGGAUCUCUACAAUGAACCGAAGACGAGGAAUGACGCAGUGAGCGGAUUCUACUUCUUCCAAAAGCCAUGUCUUCUCAUUCGCGAUCCAGAGCUCAUCAAGCGUAUUCUCGUGAAGGAUUUCUCUCAAUUCUCAGACAGAAGGAUGCGUUCGGAUCCCAAAUCUGAUCCCAUUGGAACAUAUAACCUUCUGGCUGCUAAAGGAGACACUUGGAAGAGUAUCAGGAGCAAUUUGACCCCAAUUUUUACCAUGCAUAAGAUGAAAAACUUCUUCAAACUUAUCUCCGACGUUUGUGAGGAUCUGAGAGACAAACUGGCCAAAGAUAUCCCUUCCAAAGGUUCUGCAGAACUUAACAUUAAGGAAGUGGCCGCUCUUUAUACCAUAGAAACGAUUGCUUCGAGUGCUUUUGGAUUCAAAAUCAAUUCAUUCAAUAAUCCAGAUUGUGAUUUCCAUAGAAAUGUUCACGAAAUUAUCAAUCCAUCGAAUUUAAAACAAAAACUCAAACUUGCAGCUUGUUUCUUCUUCCCGGAGUUUGCCAGUGUGCUUCAGUUAAAAUUCGUAGCUAAAGAAGCACAAGAAUUUCUGAAAGCAAGCGUUCUGGGUGUUAUGGAAGAGAGGGAAAAGAGUGGUCUUAAGAGAAAUGAUUUAAUUGACGCUAUGAUAGUCAUGAAGAACACUCAAAAGGACAUUUUUCACACAAACGCUAUACUCGCUCAAGCAGGACUUUUCUUAGUCGCUGGCUAUGAGACCUCGUCCUCAGUGCUGUCCUUCGCUCUGUACGAACUGGCCAGGCAUCAGGACAAGCAGGAGACACUAAGAAAAGAACUCAUGGACUUCGCCGGCAGUGAAAAAGAAAUUCCAUUUGAAAAUUUGAACAACUUAAAGUAUCUUGACAUGGUUUUUCAAGAAAUUCUCCGAUUGUAUCCGAGUCUUCCUUUCCUGGAGCGCAUUUGUCAACCUUCGGCUGGCGCAAAAACUUAUUCUUUGGCGCCUGUACAUGAGUUUUCGGUACCUAAAGGGAUGCCGGUCUACAUUCCAGUGAUUUCCGUCCAGAGAGAUCCUAAAUUCUUCCCGGAUCCACUUUCCUUCCGUCCCGAGCGAUUUGCCGCCACCGCCGAUCCUCCGAUUGAUCCACGCCUCUUGCUAGGCUUCGGACAAGGCCCCAGACAUUGCUUAGGAUCACGCUUGGGGGCGCUGCAAGUGAAGAUGGCGCUGAUAACGAUCUUGCUUAAGUAUCGAUUAUCUGUUUGCGAGAAAACUCCCCAAAAAGUUUUGUUUACUAGGAAAACAGUGCUUACGCAGUCAGAAAAACCUCUCAUUGUCAAUUUUACGGAGAUUUGAUUAUGUCAAUAAAGCGAAAAAGGUAUUAAAAAAAAACUUCGACUUACAA